Paramecium octaurelia is the source of this 792-nucleotide messenger RNA. NCBI's taxonomy places the organism in Eukaryota, Ciliophora, Oligohymenophorea, Peniculida, Parameciidae. The record is from the annotation of a GenBank genome assembly.
AUGUAAAAAUAAGAUAGAAUUAAUGUGGACCACUCAAAAAAGAUUAGUUCUUCUGAUUAGUUCAUUUGUGUGUACCAAAUUAAUUAAUCUUGUUAGUUAAUAUUAAAUAUACGUUUUAUGAAAUUGAAUUAUUUGCUGCUGGGACUCCUCAUGUCUCUUAUCGAAACAUCGGUAAUUUCAAGUAUCCUUAAUCAUCUAUGUUAGAGAUAUGAGCAAAGACAAUCAGAAAAUCUAAUUGCAGAUGAGUAACAAACAACAUCAAAUUAAGAGAGUCAAAAAAAUAAUAGAUGACCAAGAACAAUGGUUUGAGGGUAAAACAAUUCACAAUUAAUAGAAUUUUUUGAAUAUUAUGAAGAAGUUAUCUAUGAGUAUGAUGAGUAGGAUCCAGAUGAACUCAGUCUAGGAUCGUAGAUGGAUUUAGAACAUUUAAUUGAGAACUAUGACAUACCAGAGGAUUGUUAAGAGGAAAAUGUGAGUAUCUAUGAAUAUUACGAUGCCAGCGAGGAAACUCAGAAAGUUGACACUAAUAAAAAAUCUAAUCAGAAGACUGAAAACGAAAAUAACUUCUAAGUUUUUAAUUUAGGAGAAGAAGAAUUCAUACCUCUGGUAGACGAUCAUAAGGAAAUUUUGGAUGAUGACAUCUUAACUAUGAAAAAACCAUUUGAAAAUUAGGAACAUCAGAAACAUUCCAAGAAGGAGAGUCAUCAGAACAAAAAAAUAAGUAAUAAAAAAAAAAUUAAGACCAAAAGUAAGAAGAAGAAUGUUAAAAAAUAAAAAAAGAAGUAGAAGUGA